CACAGAUCGAAGUACACCGUUUCUGUGAUCGCUAUGUCUAUCUUCACCCAUAAUCAUGGCGUCACAGACUGAAGGCAUUAUUUUAUCGACUGUUGUGACUCUGAAUGGCAAAUCAAAUCGCCUAACACUGAGUGGAAGCCAUCUGUGCUGGUCACCAACCUUUCCAGAGCGUGCUCAAUAUCAUCAGCAUUAUGUUAAAGUGACAGAGAUUAUUACAGUCAAAGCAGAAUAUGAAUUCCAUCCAGGUGGCCAUUAUGAAAAGUACUCAAAAUAUUCUAAAAUAAAUACAAUUGAACUACUUCCGAAAAAGUCAAAUGUUUUCUCAGUUUACAUGAUAAAACGAAAUGGACGACAUAAAUGGAAAGAUAGGAAAGUUAGCUUUCACUGCAGAGAUUCUUCAUGUGCAAAUGAUUGGAUUGAAAACAUAAAUCGUACUAUAAACAAACAAGAUGUAUCCAGACCACAGAGACUCCUUGUUUUUAUCAAUCCAGUCGGUGGCAAGGGAAAAGGAUGCAAAAUUUACAGAGAGAAAGUUGCUCCAUUAUUUGAGUUGGCUGGAAUUGUAACUGAGGUCAUAGUGACUGAAAGAUCAAAUCACGCUAAAGAUAUUUUACAAGAAAAAGAGUUACACAAAAUAGAUGGUGUUAUUAGUGUGAGUGGUGAUGGCAUGGCUAGUGAGGUGGUAAAUGGGUUGUUAUUAAGAGCACAGAAGGAUGCUGGCAUUAACUUCAAUGAUAAGAAAUCUAAAUUAGUGUCCUUAUCUCACAGAGUGGGUAUUAUUCCUGCUGGAUCAACAGAUACAAUUGUUCACAGUACAGUGGGCACCAGUGAUCCAGUGACGUCAACUUUACAUAUUAUACUAGUUGGGCUCUUUAGUAAAUCAGACAAAGUCUCAUCCCUACCCAACACAACAGUUCGUGUUUCUGGGCAUGGAGUUCAACACAGAGGUAGGCUUGGUACAUCUAUUCGAAGCACGUUGCCUGGUGCUAGCAACCUAGCCGAACACCUAGUCAGCGUUCCCUCAGUGUUCCUCCAAGAACUAAUGCGGAUCAUCGGAAUGAUGACCUUGGUUUGA
Messenger RNA from Saccoglossus kowalevskii, 1075 nucleotides. Its product is annotated as ceramide kinase-like. Gene Ontology annotation, molecular function: ceramide kinase activity. The record is from RefSeq and is a predicted model, not a curated record. Lineage: Eukaryota; Metazoa; Hemichordata; Enteropneusta; Harrimaniidae. Gene Ontology annotation, biological process: ceramide metabolic process; phosphorylation.